AUGGUGAGAGUCCAAGUCAAAGUGCCGCGAGACUGCGAAGUUACCGCACGCGACUUAUCUUUCAAGUCGGUGUGGCGAGAGCUGAAGAAGAACGGGUGGACGCAAAAGCCACCUCCGGGUCGCAGUCUCGAUGACCGCUACUUCUACAUGCCUCCCGGUAAGAACGUGAAGGGGAGCGAAGGCGUCGACUCCUUCCGUGACGAACAAACAUUAUUAGAGCAUUACUCAGAAGGGCUCGUAUCCAUGUCUAAUACCUGCUUGUUGCUUGUAGAACUGCGACGCCGUGCAGUAGGCGUCCAACCCAGUGCUCCUGGAGCUGAUCAACUGGCUGCUGCAGCAGCUGUCGUACGUGAAAACCAUGCUGCUGAUAUCGAAGCAGCAGAAGCAAGAGCCCGAGCUCCGACUUCCGCUCAACCAGUCCCCGCCGACCAGGCAACUAACGUUGUGCCUCCUAAUCCCGCAAGUGCAUCUGCUACCAGGCCACAGUCGCCAGCACAGCGAGCGCCGACGCGUCGCUCUUUGAUAAAUACCGCAAUUCCUAUGGCAAAUUCACCAGCUGGAGGUACCCAGCCUAGGUCUCCGCUCAUCCCGACGUCACCACACGUUCAAGAUGCCGAUUAUUCGUCCGAAGAAGCAGAUAAAUCUGAUAAUAACAGCGACGGCGAGUCCACACAUCCAGCAGAAACCCCAACCAGAAACGAUGAUGCAGAUGAAGACGGAGAAGAUUCUGCUUUUGGUAGUGAGCUGCUUGCCGACAUCAUUGAUGAUUUGAACGUGGUUGUUAAUCACGCGAUUGAACACCAGUUUGGAAAGUUGGAUUCGGGUGAUGAGGCGGAGGCCGAUGAUAUGGAGACUGAAGAGUGCGUAUCGGAUGAAGAGGUGGAAAUUUAUUGUGUAUCUGACGGCAUUGGUGAUGAUCCGGUCGCGACAAAAGACGAAAUCACGGCAGAGGCUCUUUUCGCGGAGAAUUUUCUGGAUAGUUUUGGCGAUGAGGAUGAAGAUCUCGCUGAAAACCUAAAGAACACUGUCCUGUGUGAGAUGUCCGCCAAUGGUUGGGAAGAUGUUGUUGAACCUGAUACUAUUGAGUACAUGCACGGUCCGUACGACCCAGUCAACAAUACGUCAAGCUAUCCUAGCCUUCGCCAAGGGUACUCGGGUCCAACUGCAGACGUUUUGCGCAGAGGAGACUCUCCAAUUGGACUCAUCUUUUACUUUCUUCCUGUCGUACUGUGGCAGCACAUUGCUGCUUGCUCGACGGAGUAUCACCGGGAGAUGCUACCACGUCGACUUGGCGAAACAUUUCAGCGUUAUCGCCGGAAGCGGAGGUUGAACCCGCAGUUACCAAGAAAGACAAGGCGAGAUAUUCAGCACAAGUUGGAAGGCAUGAAGCCUGUCUUACCACACGAAAUGUGUCAGUUUGUUGGGUUAUUGGUGGCUAGGACGGUGGUCUUGAACAGAGAAAAACUUGCUAAUCAAUGGAAGACAACGGCUGAGGGCGCUAUGUCACGAGGGUGCUUUGGCUCAGUGCUGACUAGAAACUGA
Messenger RNA from Phytophthora nicotianae INRA-310, 1542 nucleotides. RefSeq lists its product as hypothetical. The record is from RefSeq and is a predicted model, not a curated record. The transcript has 3 exons. Bases 1 to 1542 code for a protein of 513 amino acids. Lineage: Eukaryota; Oomycota; Peronosporomycetes; Peronosporales; Peronosporaceae.